This is a messenger RNA of Agrilus planipennis (emerald ash borer), 1119 nucleotides long. RefSeq names its product phosphatidate cytidylyltransferase, mitochondrial. The record is from RefSeq and is a predicted model, not a curated record. The transcript has a single exon. Bases 12 to 1085 code for a protein of 357 amino acids. Lineage: Eukaryota; Metazoa; Arthropoda; Insecta; Coleoptera; Buprestidae. Gene Ontology annotation, molecular function: phosphatidate cytidylyltransferase activity. Gene Ontology annotation, biological process: cardiolipin biosynthetic process; CDP-diacylglycerol biosynthetic process. Gene Ontology annotation, cellular component: mitochondrion.
AAUUACCUCUAAUGGCUUCAAAGACUUUAAUUGUGCAUCCAAUUUACAAUAGAAUAGUAUCAAGGUUUCCACAAAAUUUGACUUUCUGCUUUGCUUAUGGUUCUGGAGUGAAAAAACAACUAAGCAAACACAAGUCUGAUCCUACAAAAAAUAUGAUUGACCUCAUAUUUUGCGUCGAUAAUCCUAUCAAAUGGCAUCAAGCAAAUUUGUUAGAGAAUUCUUCCCACUAUAGCAUUCUUAAAAUAUUAGGAGCAAAUUGGAUCGCAAAAUUGCAAGAAAAUUCAGGCUCAAAAGUGUACUACAACACUCUUGUUCCAAUAGAUGGUCUCCUCAUAAAAUAUGGUGUAGUCUCAACUAAAGAUUUAGUAACAGAUCUCUUAGAAUGGUCAGAUUUAUAUUUAGCAGGUCGUUUACACAAACCUGUAGAAGUAAUUAAGGAACCCUCAGUUGGAGAAAUCCAAACAGCUUUACAAUUAAAUUUACAGUCUGCUGUACAUGCAGCACUGCUGAUCCUUCCAGAUAGCUUUACAGAAUAUGAAUUUUAUUGUACAAUAGCAAGACUCAGUUAUGAUGGAGAUUUUAGAAUGAUUUUUGGAGAAAACAAAAAUAAAGUUGAGAAUAUUGUUAGGCCACAAAUGCUUGAUUUUAGAGAACUGUACAGACCAUGUAUGAAACUGCUGCAUGAUUAUGUAGAUUUUCCUAUUAUAUCUUCAUCAUUAUUACCUGCAGAAAGAGAUAUUGUUGAGCAAAAAAAAAUUGAAUUAUCUAUACAAGAAGCAGAAAAAGCCUCAAUAUGCACUCAGGAUGUUUCUCCCUUGGCAAGACUUCAUCAUCUCAACCAAUUACCUAGAUGGCCUCAAGUGGCACUAACACGAUUUUGGAACAAGGGUAGCCUUCAUCAAGACACUGAAGAUGUACUAAGGGCAGUUGCAUAUGAUCCAGACUGUAGUCUCAUUGUCCAAGAAUGUAUUAACAAAAUUGUUUGGAACUCUUCAAUUAAACAGAGCCUAAAGGGCAUUUUAACUGCAGGAUUCUUGAAAAGUGUUAAAUAUAGUAGUCAAAAAAUAGCAAAAAUGAUUAAAUAGUAUACAAUAUUUAAAUAGUUAUAAGAAAUGAAAA